CAUUGGUGAUACUGGUGUUACUGGUGGUGCUGGUGUUACUGGUGGUGCUGGUGAUACUGGUGGUGCUGGUGUUACUAGUAGUGCUGGUGAUACUGGUGGUGCUGGUGAUACUGGUGAUGCCGGUGAUACUGGUGGUGCUGGUGAUACUGAUGGUGAUGGUGAUACUGGUGUUGUACUGGAAUGGAGUGAUGAAUAUUAUGAUGUAUAUGGCUUAGUCGAGAAAGAAAUAGU
Cetraspora pellucida is the source of this 231-nucleotide messenger RNA. NCBI's taxonomy places the organism in Eukaryota, Fungi, Glomeromycota, Glomeromycetes, Diversisporales, Gigasporaceae. The record is from the annotation of a GenBank genome assembly.